Messenger RNA from Perognathus longimembris pacificus (Pacific pocket mouse), 729 nucleotides. RefSeq names its product dnaJ homolog subfamily C member 9-like. Gene Ontology annotation, molecular function: heat shock protein binding. The record is from RefSeq and is a predicted model, not a curated record. The transcript has a single exon. Lineage: Eukaryota; Metazoa; Chordata; Mammalia; Rodentia; Heteromyidae. Gene Ontology annotation, cellular component: nucleus; cytoplasm. The coding region runs from base 16 to 726 and encodes 236 amino acids.
CAGCCCCUUCCCAGCAUGGGACUGCUGGAGCUGUGUGAACAGGUGUUUGGUUCCGCCGACCUUUACCGAGUGCUGGGCGUGCGGCGUGAGGCGUCGGACGGAGAGGUCCGGCGCGGUUAUCACAAGGUGUCCCUGCAGGUGCAUCCCGACCGGGUGGACGAGAGCCGCAAGGAGGACGCCAUCCGCCGUUUCCAGAUCUUGGGGAGAGUCUACACCGUUCUCAGCGACAAGGAGCAGAGAGCCGUGUACGAUGAGCAGGGAGCCGUGGAGGAGGACUCAGCCAGGCUCAGUCAGGACCGCAACUGGGAGGCAUAUUGGAGGUUGCUUUUUAAAAAGAUAUCUCUAGAGGACAUUCAAGCAUUCGAGAAGACUUACAAAGGUUCCGAAGAAGAGCUGGCUGAUAUUAAACAGGCCUAUCUGGACUUCAAGGGAGACAUGGAUCAGAUCAUGGAGUACGUGCUUUGUGUGCAGUACACAGAAGAAUCCAGGGCCAGAAACAUCAUUCAGCAAGCUAGCGAUGCAGGAGAGAUCCCCUCCUAUAAAGCCUUUGUCAAAGAAUCAAAACAAAAGAUGAAUGCCAGGAAGAGGAGGGCUGAGGAAGAGGCUAAAGAAGCAGAAAAGAGCAGAAAAGAACUAGGGCUUGAAGAAGGAAUAGAUAAUUUGAAAGCAGUCAUUCAGAACAGACAAAUGGAUCGGCAAAAAGAAAUGGACAAUUUUCUGGCUUAGAUG